Molecule: messenger RNA, 564 nt
Organism: Strongylocentrotus purpuratus (purple sea urchin)
Lineage: Eukaryota; Metazoa; Echinodermata; Echinoidea; Camarodonta; Strongylocentrotidae
Product: solute carrier family 43 member 3-like
Exons: 5
Coding region: 1-564 (187 amino acids)
Source: RefSeq, a predicted model, not a curated record
AUGCCUGGCGUGAGCCGGUACACCGAUGCCUUCGCGAUCAUCCAGACUUUCGUGUUCUUUGGCGGGCCUCUCGGUGGUCUUUUUAUGGAUAGAAACAAGCUCCAGACACCCUGCUCUACCACCAAGAAACCGUAUGUUCGUGGUCAGUUUGCCGACAUGCGAGAUAGCUGUCUCCCUCUAGCGGUCACAAGUCUCUCGGCAGUCGGUUACUCGGGAUGUCUCUUGAUACCAAGUCUUCCUCUUCAGUAUCUCACUUUUGUCUUCAUUCUCAUUAUGAGAUCUCUUCUCUUUGGGGCCGGGGCGUCGGUGACCACCAUCAUAUUCCCCAUGCAGUACUUCGGCAGUGUGUACGGUGCUAUUCGAACUAUGAGUGGUUUCGUAUCCUUCCUGCAGUACCCGAUCUUUAUUGUGAUCCAGAAUCAUUUUAAUGACGACCCUUUCUGGGUGAUCGUCGCCUUUAUCGUAGCCGAUUGUGUGACCCUCAUACUACCUAUCGCCCUCUACAUCAUGUCAAGAGGAAAGUCUCAAGCAGCUGCAGGCCGUACGAGUGCCGAUCCUGGGUGA